This is a messenger RNA of Parnassius mnemosyne (clouded apollo), 2802 nucleotides long. Lineage: Eukaryota; Metazoa; Arthropoda; Insecta; Lepidoptera; Papilionidae. The record is from the annotation of a GenBank genome assembly.
AUGUCUCAACCGAACUUGCUUGAUAUAGUACCGGAAGAUUUAUUCCAAACACAUUCUAUUAACGAAAUAGACCAAGUUCAAAAGAAGUUGCAGUAUGAAAUCGAGCGAAAAAGAGAGGAAUUGCGGGCUAUGGUGGGAGAAAGAUAUAGAGAUUUGAUUCAGGCUGCAGAUACAAUUGAAGAAAUGAAAGUAACAACAGCAAGCACCUUGAAUCACAUCCAUGAGAUGAUGGUAGCAUGCAAAAGUUUGCACAACACACAUUUAGUUGGAUUUAAAAUGCAGGAUCAAUAUGUACAGAGCUUCCAAUUAAACUCAAACCCAGUACAUGCUAUAGCAGUGCAGGUUAAAUUGCUAAUGGAAAUACCAGAGAAAAUAUGGAAAUGCAUUGAAUCUGAUGAUUUUGUGAAGGCAUCACAGCUGUUUAUAAUGGCUCGUCAUGUUAACACGGGAUUACAAUUACAAAUUGGUGGCAAAAAUAUUAAGCCAGGCAUGCAAUCAUUACAGAGAAUUGUGCAACAACAAUGGAUUUCUAUUUCCAACUUUAGUCAGACAAUUAUUAAUGUGUGCCGUGAGAAAUUGCAAGAUGUUGACAUCAGUGUUCAGGUGGCUUGCUCAUGCCUAGUUAGUCUGUAUCUGUUGGAUUCUCAGACUAUGGUAGAACUUUUAAAUACCUUAAUUGGCUUGCACAGUGACAGUAGCCUUAAAUCUACUCUGCAGUUUGAUCUAGCACAGAUAUUAGAUGGAGAUGUCAAAGCACAGAUAAAAAAAAAGGUUGUAAAUGGAGUAAAAAUUGUGUUAAAGACUGUUGUCUUGGUAUAUGCCUGUUUUGUAAAUAACGAUGGAGGAGCAGUUGUGGAAAUGUUGAAAGAUUUGUACCGAAAGGAUUCCAGUCCGUUAUUAGAUUUAGUGAACUUCAGUGAUCCCGUUUCAUUGAAAUUGCUACCCUCAGUUAUUUCAAACUAUAGGUUGUCAUCAAAUAAGGAAGUGCAAGCAUUAGCAAAGGAAGAUAUAUCGAAAUCUGUUCAACAAUGGAGUGUAUGGGUGAAAUCUUACAUACAGUGUAAUGUUAAAGCAUUACUUCAGAACAUAACAAGAGUUAAAGUGCUACACGAGAUUAGGGAAGAGGCAUUUAAAAUAGAAACGCCACAGAAUUGGAGUGAAAUUUGCAGUUCCCUGGACAUACCGGAAGUUCAUGUCUGGUGCCACUACUUCCAGCCUCUGCUAACAUCGAGAGUUAAGAUUAUAAUCGAUAAUCGCUGGCUGAAAGUGUAUGAUGCGUUCAAAACUCAGAUAUUGGUUGACCUCACUAAAGUAUCGUCGGAGAGCGAGUUGGAGAAAGAGGCCGAUAUAAAUUGGUUUGUGUGGAAGGAUCUCAUUGGAGAAACUGUUAUUGAAUCCCGAAACGAAGUGAUUAAGGUUAUGAAUUCACUUAUGAAAGCCAUGGCUAGACAAGAUCGUGGUUUCACACCGAAUCUUGAGAAACUCUGCCAAGGUCUUGACGACGAACUACAGAAACUUCUAGAAGAUUUACAGGUGUACCUAUAUCAGAAGAAAAGCAGUGCUAGUAGUAAACAGUUGUUUUCGUACGAAGAAGACGAUGACACUCAGCAGAUAUAUGGCGAUAGGACUGAAAUUGAACAGUAUUUGAGAGACGUUUCCGAUAGAAAUAUACAAAGUAUGCUACAGUACAUAAAAGCGUGCUUCGAAGAACCAAUGCUCCAAUCCACAGAGCUACAGCGAAAGACCACUGCAGUCUACACUGCACGAUUCACGCAAGCAAUUACCUACCUUAUGCCUAAUCUACGCACGUGCUAUAUCCCCGAAGACCGGUACAUCGAUGAGGUCGCGGUAGACGAGAACGCAAUAAAAAGCUGGAACGAUAUCUGUGCCGUUCUUAAAGAGAGCUGUCAGUAUUGUUGGGGCAAGUGGUUGGACAUCGCGAUGGAUAAAGUGACAGAUUUGGUCAAAGGUUUGCCGCAAGAGUUCACUUUGGAAGCCAACGUUGAUUAUUUGAUGAUGCAAUGGGACGUGAUACAGAUACAAGAAAAGGGCGACGAAGGGAACACAAUAGAAUCCAUUAUAAAAGUACCCGCUGGUCCUUCGUUAAAACUUCAGGAAUAUCUGUACGCGGUUAGUCGAAUAUUGGACGAAGUAGUUCCGCACACGUUACCUCAUGAGAUCCACACUGCCUUCAUAGAGAAAGUUACGUUUGUCACACUCACACAUUACAACACAGUCAUAAGAGAGAAGGAGAGCGAUAUAAAUCAGCGGUGUGGACUUCAGUUACUUAUGGACGUUAGACAUCUGACUAUGCUUAUGGUGCCGCGGGAGAACAAAAAAUCGAUUGAGUUCUCCCAUGAUAUUUGCGAGUUUCUAAGGCAGAAGAUAGAUCCUUUUGAUUACGACGUGUUCUAUCCAUAUAUUCAGACCAAUUUGAAGCGAUCCGUGCAACGAGUACAGACUCUCCUCGGAAGUUUGAUCCAACAUCACGCACAAUUAACCGGUAUCAUCGGUACUAAACCGGUUUUAUCCGGCGGUACUGGGGAUAAGGCCGCGUCUCUACUCGCGGCCUCAGAUGCACACUGGUUCUCUCUGUUGCCAGUGGCCACGCCGACGAAUGUUAAUAAGAAACAGGAGAAAUCAGUUAAGAAGAAGCCAGUCACUGCAACCAGUCCCAGCAAGUCGAAAUCGGAUAUAUCCGAACUGAUGACAAGUUCCUUGCCUAUCAACUUUGCGAACGCUAGGUCAGGAGCUGCCUCGUUCUUCAAUUCCAUGACGUCGGACUGGUUUAGCGGCUCUUAA